AUGAGCGUGUCUUCCGAAGACUCGAUCCCUCCGGCUGGGGACGUGGCGGACUCCGGAGGCUCCCCGACCGACGAGCUGAUGGGCUCCCAUUCCCGCCGCUGGCUGUCCAGCAUCCUCCCCUCCGGCAUGCUGGACAGAGUCGGCGACGUCCGGCACCUGGUCGGCCGCGACGGCCUGUUCGUGGACCGCGACUUCCCAGUGUGGCAGCUGGAGCUGCAGGCCGGCGUGCGGUGGAAACGCCCCCAGGACAUCUGUUCCUCGCCACAGUUCAUAGUGGAUGGAGCCUCGCGUAUGGAUGUGAAUCAGGGCCUUCUCAAUGAUUGCUGGUUCCUGUCUGCGGUGGCCUCUCUCUCCAUGUGUCGCCCCCUGCUGGAGAAGGUGGUUCCUGCAGGACAGAGCUUCCAGGACGGAUACAACGGCAGCUUCCACUUCCGGUUCUGGCAGUAUGGUCAGUGGGAGGAGGUGAUUAUUGAUGACUUGCUCCCUACUCGGGAGGGUCGGCUGAUCUACCUCAGCUCCCCAGAGCAACAGGAGUUCUGGAGCUCCCUGCUGGAGAAGGCCUACGCCAAGCUGAAGGGAGGCUACAUGACUCUGGACAUGGGCUUCCCACAUGAGGCCAUGGUUGACAUGACCGGCGGAGUGACUGAGGUCCUGACCGUCGCCUCGCUGCCCAGAGACGUCCCAACCUUCCUCAGACACCUGCUGGCUAAAGGAUCCCUCAUCAACUGUGCCAACUGCCAGGGUCCGAUAAACCAGAAGAACAAAAUGGGGAUUGUGUUCAGACAUGCCUACUCUCUGACAGGCGCGGAGAAGGUGAGGACCAAAUACGGCACGGUGGACUUGGUGCGCAUUAACAACCCCUGGGGCAACACCGAGUGGGAGGGGCCAUGGAGUGACCACGACAGUCCAGAGUGGGAUAAAGUGAGUCCUGCGGAGCAGCAGAGGCUGGACAGGGUGAGCAGGGAGGACGGGGAGUUCUGGAUGUCGGUGUCAGACUUCCGUCAGAACUUUGAAACACUCGAGAUGUGUCACCUGAGCGACACACUCAGCCUACCAGGACACAGCGUGCGGCCGUGGCACUGCACAAUGCAUCAUGGGAACUGGGUGUCACGCAUGUCAGCAGGGGGUCCUCCAAGUGGGAAAUGGUUCAUGCAGAAUCCCCAGUUCAACCUGACUCUGUUGGAGGAGGAUGAUGACCCAUUAGACCCGAAGGAGACCUGCACCUUUGUGGUGGCUCUGAUGCAGAAACACCAGAGACGCACGGGGGUUAACCUGGCAAUAGGACUCCAUAUAUACAAGGCUCAUUCUCAGGGUAAAUACCUGCCCUCUGUAGACCUGAGUUUGCUCCAACCUGUUCUGAAAUCGGCGGGUUACACUCAGCGACGUGAGGUUGUGCUCCGUGGUCGCUUGGCACCCGGCCAUUACAUCAUAGUCGCCUCCACCUCAGCGCCCAAUGAGGAGGGAGCCUUCCUCCUCCGGGUUCUGACAGAGAAGGGCAACGCAGCCACUCCAGCGAAGCCGGCGACACAAGACAUCUCUACAAUAACCCAGGCUUCCUUUCUACACCCGGCUGCCCUCCCUUCCCCCCAAUCUAUCAGACGUCUCUUCAAGAAGCACUGCAAUAAGAAAGGCACCUGCAAGCCGCUGGAGCUCCACAGCCUGCUGACCGAGGCCAUACAGGGUGGAGUGUUGGCAGGCAGUGAGAAGAACCUGGCACUGGAGCACUGCAAGAGCCUUGUGGUCCUCAUGGACAAGCAGGGCAGGGCCCAGCUGGACUGGCAAGAGUUUCAGAACCUCUGGAAUAAGAUCAGAGAGUGGACGGAUAUCUUCCUGACCUUUGACAGGGACAGGUCUCGGCGGCUCGAGUAUCUGGAGGUCAAACCCGCCCUAAAGGCUGCAGGCAUUGCGGUGGAUGACUUUGUGAUGGAGCUGAUCGGCCUGAGGUACACGGAGCCGGACAUGACCAUCAGCUACCCUGGUUUCCUGUACCUGCUGAUGAAACUGGACAGCAUGAUCUAUAAAUUUCAAGCCUACGACGUGGCCGGGCUGGGCACCAUAUCCCUCAGCUACAGACAGUGGCUGCACAUGACCAUGUACAACUGACCAGAUCUGCUCCACCUGCCCCGCUGGACUCGAGCACUGCCCACAUGACCAUGUACAACUGACCUGAUCUGCUCCACCUGCCCCGCUGGGCUCGAGCACUGCCCACAUGACCAUGUACAACUGACCAGAUCUGCUCCACCUGCCCCGCUGGACUCGAGCACUGCCCACAUGACCAUGUACAACUGACCUGAGCAGACCUGCUCCAUCUGCCCCGCUGGACUCGAGCACUGCCCACAUGACCAUGUACAACUGACCUGAUCUGCUCCACCUGCCCCGCUGGACUCGAGCACUGUCCACAUGACCAUGUUAAACUGACCUGAUCUGCUCCACCUGCCCCGCUGGACUUGAGCACUGUCCACAUGACCAUAUACAACUGACCUGAGCAGACCUGCUCCACCUGCCCCGCUGGACUCGAGCACUGUCCACAUGACCAUGUACAACUGACCUGAUCUGUUCCACCUGCCCCGCUGGACUCGAGCACUGUCCACAUGACCAUGUACAACUGACCUGAGCAGAUCUGCUCCACCUGCCCCGCUGGACUCGAGCACUGUCCACAUGACCAUGUACAACUGACCUGAUCUGCUCCACCUGCCCCGCUGGACUCGAGCACUGUCCACAUGACCAUGUACAACUGACCUGAUCUGCUCCACCUGCCCCGCUGGACUCGAGCACUGUCCACAUGACCAUGUACAACUGACCUAAUCUGCUCCACCUGCCCCGCUGGACUCGAGCACCGUCCACAUGACCAUGUACAACUGACCUGAUCUGCUCCACCUGCCCCGCUGGACUCGAGCACCGUCCACAUGACCAUGUACAACUGACCUGAUCUGCUCCACCUGCCCCGCUGGACUCGAGCACUGUCCACAUGACCAUGUACAAGUGACCAGAUCUGCUCCACCUGCCCCGCUGGACUCGAGCACUGUCCACAUGACCAUGUUCAACUGACCUGAUCUGCUCCACCUGCCCCGCUGGACUCGAGCACUGCCCACAUGACCAUGUACAACUGAGCUGAUCUGUUCCACCUGCCCCGCUGGACUCGAGCACUGUCCACAUGACCAUGUACAACUGACCUGAUCUGCUCCACCUGCCCCGCUGGACUCGAGCACUGUCCACAUGACCAUGUACAACUGACCUGAUCUGCUCCACCUGCCCCGCUGGACUCGAGCACUGUCCACAUGUUCAGCCUUGUUUUGUUGCCUAUUAGUUAGUUUUAGUUGCAACUUGAU
Messenger RNA from Lampris incognitus (smalleye Pacific opah), 3329 nucleotides. RefSeq lists its product as uncharacterized. Gene Ontology annotation, biological process: proteolysis. The record is from RefSeq and is a predicted model, not a curated record. Gene Ontology annotation, molecular function: calcium-dependent cysteine-type endopeptidase activity; calcium ion binding. Lineage: Eukaryota; Metazoa; Chordata; Actinopteri; Lampriformes; Lampridae. Bases 1 to 2103 code for a protein of 700 amino acids. The transcript has 20 exons. Gene Ontology annotation, cellular component: cytoplasm.